This is a messenger RNA of Penaeus chinensis, 3998 nucleotides long. Its product is annotated as epidermal retinol dehydrogenase 2-like. The record is from RefSeq and is a predicted model, not a curated record. Gene Ontology annotation, molecular function: oxidoreductase activity, acting on the CH-OH group of donors, NAD or NADP as acceptor. Bases 198 to 1190 code for a protein of 330 amino acids. Lineage: Eukaryota; Metazoa; Arthropoda; Malacostraca; Decapoda; Penaeidae. The transcript has 8 exons. Gene Ontology annotation, cellular component: lipid droplet.
CACCAACAGCCAUCCAUUCAGAGUCAGUCGGGGUUACACUGUGCAUGGACAAGGCGGAAGCCCACGGAACACCGAAGUCUUGAAACAGCUCCCUACCAGCAGAAGGAAGUCGAGCAGGGAAGCAGGUAGCAGACCGCCUGAUUUCCCGAAAACAAAGCAGAGCUUUUCGAGAGUCUCCGUUCCACCCCUCUUCCGCCAUGGCAGCAGCAGAUGUAGCCCUGUCGCUAGUGAAGCUCCUGGGGGCGCUAAUAGCCUCUCUCUACUACAUUUUGGAGGCCCUGGUAGUAGGCAUAACACCCCGGGCGUGCAUGCGAAAGAGCGUGGAGGGCGACGUGGCACUGGUGACCGGCGGCGGGUCGGGCAUCGGGCGCCUCCUGUGUCUUAAGCUCGCCGCGCGCGGAGCCAAGGUCGUCACCUGGGACGUCAACGCCACCGGCAACGACGAGACGGUGCGCCAGGUGUCGGCGGCCGGAGGCGAGUGCUGGGCCUACACCGUCGACCUCUGCGACCGCCACUCCAUUUACAAGGUCGCCGCCAGGGUCAAGGAGGAGGUUGGCAAGGUGGACAUCCUGGUGAACAACGCUGGCAUCGUGACGGGCAGGAACUUCAUCGACUCGCCCGACGAACUCAUCCUGAAGACGUUCGAAGUCAACACCCUCAGCCACUUCUGGACCACCAAGGCCUUCCUCCCCGAAAUGAUUUCCGCCAACAAGGGCCAUGUGGUGACUGUGGCCUCUUUGGCUGGCCUCUCUGGGGUCAACAAGCUCACUGACUACUGUGCCUCCAAGUUUGCUGCUGUGGGCUUUGACGAGAGUCUGCGGCUCGAGUUACUGGUUGAAGGACAUAAAGGAGUCCACACUACAGUUGUGUGUCCAUACUAUAUUAGCACUGGAAUGUUUGAUGGAGUUAAAUCAAGUUUUAUCCCAAUUUUACAGCCGGAGUAUGUGGCCUCUGAGAUAAUAGAUGGCAUCUUGCUAAACCGCUACACUGUCAUCCUGCCUUCCCUCUGCAGAUUCAUGAUUCUUCUGAAAUACAUCCUUCCAUUUAAGGGGGCUUAUCAAAUCUACAAGGCAUGCGGAGGACACAUUUCCAUGGAGGGCUUCCAGGGUCGUAGCAAGGACUCACAGCAGCAGCUCAAGAUGACCAAUGGUCCAGAGAAGCAGAAGCCGCAAGGAACCCCAGAGGUGUAAAAGUGUAGCAUUUUGAUGACAUUUUUUUUAGUUCAACAUUUCCCUGUAAGCUGGUAGUAAUGAUAUGUAUAGAUUUGUCUUUUUAACUUUUGAAAACAAAAUGAAUAAAUUAAUGAAGAGAAAGUAAUAUAAGCUGCAUCAGCUCUUAUACAGAUCACCUCUAACAUGUUUAUAAUGUCCAGGCUUGGGUGUUUUGGCAGACUCUUUGGAAAAAAAAAAUCAUGCCUCAAUUUUUAAAAUUUAAAGAUAACCUUUGAUAAAAAUUGAAGAGCCUAAAAAAAAAAAAAAAAAAAAAAAAAAAAUCCCCUACUUCUUUUUCUCCUCCUCCUCCCUCCUAUUGAAAGGACUGUUUUUUGCUCAGCUCAAGUCCAGUGAAGUGGGUGAGAUAAUAAUGUUUCCUUUUUCUGAGGUAUGAUGUAAACACUGAAUAUUUUCCAUUUUGAAUCUGGUGUCUGAUUAGGUGUUUGUUAUCAAACUUAGAUUUUAAUGAUUGCCAUGCAAGAAGUCUCAUAAUGCUAUUUCACAAAUAUAAGUGGUGAUUCUUUUCAUGGAGUAAUUAUGGUGUACUCCUCUUCUUUUUAUAUUAACCAAAAUGAGCAUGCAGCUACUAGAUAUCACUAAAUAUAAAAAUCAAGUGCAGGGUAUAUCCUUACUUGAUGUAAUAUACAAAAUCAAAUUGUUAUCAAAUUUAGAAAAUCAUAAAUUUCAGGAAUUGUUUUUUUAAAUCUUGUAAUAUAGAUUAAUAAUCUAGUUCGUGGCUAUUAAGUUUAGAAAAUCAUAAAUUUCAGGAAUUAAUCUUUUUAAUCUUGUAAUAUAGAUUUAUAUUACAUCUGUUGUUUUCAAAUAUGAAAAGGUUUUUUUUGCCAUAAGUUUAGUUAUCUGAAAAAAUAUAUUGAAAAUGCAUUUCGUGAAAAGUGUUAUAUUUUUUUGUCAUCCAUAUGUUUCUAUAUCACAUUUAAGGAACUGGAAAAUAAUACUACAAAUAAUAGCAAUAUUAGUGAUCAUGAUGAGAGUAAGAGUAAUCUUUAUUUGAAAUUAAAAACAACAAAGAACAGACAAAUGUAUAGAACAAAGAAAGUAAAAAAAUAAAGAAAAAUAAUAUACAAAGAAAAGAGAGCCAUACUCAAAAAGAUGCUUUUACAAAGCAUUUUAUUUAGCAAAGUACAGUAGAAAAAAAGAAUGAAACCAGCAAAUGUCAAAUCAAUGGAAUAUUAAUCUUUAUCAGUUUAAAUGGUAGUUACCUCUUGCUAUAAAUGAACCAUAUAUAUAAGCAGCAAUUUUCUAUGGUGCUAAUUCUACCACCUCAGUGUACUACUUUAUGAUACAUAUAGUUUAUUAGAAAUACUCCAUAUUGAAGUGCAGUAUAAGAAUAACAAAGGGCUUUAGAUGUCAGACAGUAUUUUUUAUUGAAGGAAAUAAAAUUAAAUUGUCUACUUAAAGUAUUUCUCCUCAGGUCUCCUUGUUCCUUUCCUUAUAUCAUUCAUAUCAGUAAAAUUGUGUGCAUGAGCAUUGUGUUACCUACAUGUACCAGUGUAUUCAAAUUUUCUGUUGCACAAAAUGAAACAGUAUUUGAUAGUGCUGUAAAUUAUAUGGCCCUUGCUAGAAAUAUGGCACAAAUCUAAUGUCACUUUAAUAUCUGAGGUGUUACUUUGUGCAUUUCAAAUUAAUUUGAUCUAGAUAAAUGUAAAACAAGUAAAACCAUUUGACAUAGGAACAUUCAGAACUGCAUCCAACAUAAAGUAUAUGCUCAGUGUAAAAGUGCCCAAAUACAAAGGAAUUCCAAUCUAGCAAUUAAAUGAACAAAAACCCAAUACCUUUUCUAUCAUCAAAUAAUAACAGUAUUUGAAUUUGUACAAAAAAUGACUUUGACUCUUAAAAUCUGCAGGACUGUCACUAAAGCAUGCUUUAUGUCAGGUAAUGUUUUCAUUUUUUUAAUGUUUUUAUUACUACAGGAAAAAAUCAUAAAGCCAAUAAUAAUUGUAAAUCUGUAAUAUGAUCUAAAAUGUGGUUAUAAUCUAGUUUGAUGAUAGGUUGACCUCACUAAAGAUAUCACCAAGAGUAACAACAACAGUAAAAUUUAUAUAUAUAUAUAUAUAUAUAUAUAUAUAUAUAUAUAUAUAUAUAUAUAUAUAUAUAUACAUACAUACAUAUAUACAUAUAUACAUAUACAUAUUAAAUGUGGCAUUAACUUUGAAGAUAAUAGUUAAGUCUUUCACUUUCAAUGUUGAUUUUGUUCAAAUAUUUACUUUUAAAGACUUCUUGAUAACAAUUUUUUAGGUAAAACAGGGAAAUGAAGUUGCAUUUUGAGAUAAUCAGUAUGUGUGUAUUUACUGUUUAUUAUUGCUAUUAUUGUAGUUAUUAUAUCCUUCAUUCAAAUCAAAGGAAAGACUAUUAAUAUAGAUAUCUAGUAAAAUGAAUGAUUGUUAUGCAAAAUGUGUUUAAUGUUAGUUUGUAAAGAAAAUAUUUUUGGGUAAUUUAUUUACUCAGUAGUCAAUAUGUCUUAUCUGUAAUGGAGAUAAUUUCACAUCAGUGAUAUUCUCUCUGCCAUUUUAUACGUUAUCUCACUAUCUCUUUAUUUCUCUCAUAAGUGUGUUUUUACUGAACUGUACUGUACAUUAUUCUAUAUAUGAUUUGUAGCAAAAUAUCAAGAUACAAUAUUUUUGCCUUUGUACAAUAUUUGUCUCUAUAGUGUGUAGCUUUUACCAAAAUGUAUGUUUCAGCAUAUCAAGCACAAUUUUUAAAAUAUUACAGGACUGUGCUGUAAGAGUUAUGUGUGCAAAAUAAAAAAUAUAUAUAUAUUUAAAUUCA